CUGGCUCGAUCGUUGCCCGCUCGACCAAUCUCGCAGCCUUCCCCGAAUUGAAACCACCGCGUCGUUCCGUUGCCAUCUUUUGAUCAUUCGAGGACGGUGGUGUUCUAGGGUUUUGUUCGUGUGCUUUUGGUCGAUGAGGUUGAACGGAGAAGUCUCGUGCAUCCGACAUGAGGAGGAGGAGCAGGAGGAGGAAGCCGAAGAGAGGGUUCCCCUUACGUUGCUCGCGCCUCCGCCGUCGCAGAAACUUGUCGUGGGUUACGCUCUGACGUCGAAGAAGGUCAAGAGUUUUUUGCAGCCUAAGCUGGAAGGAUUGGCGAGGAAGAAGGGAAUUAUAUUUGUUGCCAUUGACCACUGCCAACCACUUGGAAAUCAAGGCCCUUUUGACAUUGUUCUCCACAAGUUGACUGGAAAAGAGUGGCAACAACUCCUAGAGGAUUACUGGGAAAAACAUCCAGAAGUUACUGUACUUGAUCCACCAGCUGCAAUAAAACAUUUGCGUAAUCGCCAAUCGAUGCUCCAAGAUGUGGCUGAUCUGAAUCUGUCGGACUGCUAUGGCAAAGUUGGCAUUCCUAGGCAACUUAUCAUCACAAAAGAUCCUUCAUCAAUUCCAGAUGCUGUUAACAAGGCUGGGCUAAGUCUACCAUUAGUUGUCAAGCCUUUAGUAGCCGAUGGAAGUGCAAAAUCACAUGAACUAUCACUUGCCUAUGACGAAGUAUCCUUGUCAAAACUUGACCCUCCUUUGGUUCUCCAAGAAUUUGUUAACCAUGGUGGGGUCCUCUUUAAGGUCUAUAUCGUUGGGGAGACAAUAAAGUUUCCAAGAGUUUCUUGUGCUGCUGCAUCUGCAGAUGACGCAGAAUUGGACCCUGGUGUUGCUGAACUUCCUCCAAGACCUUUGCUUGAGAACCUAUGUAGGGAGCUCCGUCAUAGACUGGGCCUUCGAUUAUUCAACAUAGAUAUAAUUAGAGAGCAUGGAACUAAAGGCCGAUUUUAUGUCAUUGAUAUCAAUUAUUUUCCUGGCUAUAGUAAAAUGUCUGGCUAUGAACACAUAUUCACUGAUUUCCUCCUCAGCCUGGUACAAAGCAAGCUCAAAAGGUGACUUCCUAGCUGUUAACUAAAUAUAGUGACUUUCAAUAACGUUUCACGGCACGAGAGGGACUAAACCACAACUGAAAUUCUCAAAGCACAUACACAGUUUGCAACCUUAGCAAAUGGCACUGCACAAACAAGUGCUGCUUUCUUCUACUGCCCGUUACUAACGAGUCUUUCAUAUAGUCAAACGCGUGCUGUCUUCUUUUAUGUUCUGUGUUUGUAACAUCCUUCAUUGUUUAGUGGAUGGCCAAAUCUAAUUGUCUUGGCGGUGUGAGGAAUGUAAUCGUCGUAAGUUUAGUAAUUGCCAUAAAUUUAGUGUCUUUGUAGGCUGCUAAUGUUCUGUGUACGCGUUCUUCUUCUGGCUCAUUGAUACGAGACUUGUGGGAGUUUUUGCUUAUUUAAUUAAGUUUGGGAAGGAUAAACCAUGGGAUAUGAAGCAACAAGUUGGGUCUUACUCUCUCUGCCUUAGCAAAGCCACUGUAUUUUAACCAGAUUGAUACUGCUUAUAUGAUUUAGUGCAUGGUUGAUUUAUAAGUUGAUUGGUUUACUUUUUCUUCA
Zingiber officinale is the source of this 1647-nucleotide messenger RNA. RefSeq names its product inositol-tetrakisphosphate 1-kinase 3-like. Lineage: Eukaryota; Viridiplantae; Streptophyta; Magnoliopsida; Zingiberales; Zingiberaceae. The record is from RefSeq and is a predicted model, not a curated record. Gene Ontology annotation, biological process: inositol trisphosphate metabolic process. Gene Ontology annotation, cellular component: cytoplasm. The transcript has 11 exons. Bases 134 to 1096 code for a protein of 320 amino acids. Gene Ontology annotation, molecular function: ATP binding; magnesium ion binding; inositol-1,3,4-trisphosphate 6-kinase activity.